AGUUGUGUGCAGACUACGUGGGGAGUCUUUAGUUAAAAUCAUUUGUGAUCUGCUGUACAAAUUAUCUUUGUAUGUAACCUAAAAUGACGUACACUGUUGUCAGCAAUACUUCUCUUUUAUACUUGGAAGGUUUCAGUUUUCGUGCUGAUAUUGUUGUUCCUCUGUUUCUUUUCUUUCUCACUAUAUAUUUUGGUAUUGUUAUUGGGAAUACUGCAGUAAUGCGCGUGAUUAUUGUCAAUCGAAAUCUGCACGAGCCAAUGUAUAUAUUAUUGUGUAACAUGUCUGUUUGUGAUUUAAUUGGAAGCACAGCUUUACUGCCUAGACUGAUGGCAGAUUUAUUCGAGGAAGUGAAGCCAAUUUCCUUCGAACCCUGCGUUAUCCAAGCGUUUUGCAUCCAUUUCUAUGGUACAGCUUCUCAGUUAAUAUUGACCGUGAUGGCCUACGACAGGUACAUUGCUAUCUGUGACCCACUGCGGUACACCUCGAUCCUGACUGGGACAGCGCUAAUCAAACUGUGCAGCUUUGCCUGGGGAGGUGCGUUCAUUCUAAUUACCAUUCUGAUCGGACUAACUGCUAGGCUUCCGAGAUGCGGCACAAAGAUAUUCUUAAUAUUUUGUAAUAACCCUUCACUGUUUUCUCUGUCUUGUGUAGACACAACUUUAAAUAAUAUUUACGGGUUAUUUAUAGCUUACCUUCUCAGUAGCCUCUCGUUUGCGACCAUCGUUUGGACGUACAGUAAAAUUCUCUAUACAUGUUUGAUUAAAAGUGACAACCGCACCAAGCGAAAAGCCAUUCACACCUGUGCAACACAUUUAACAGUUUAUAUUUUUUACGAAGUAAUCGUAUUAUUUACUAUAAUUUCUCAACGAUAUCCGUCUGCAAAUGCCGAUGUCCGGUGCGCAAUAGGAAUAUUAAUAAUGAUAAUACCACCGCUACUAAAUCCAAUUAUUUAUGGAAUUAAUACAAAAGAAAUCCGAAGAAAUAUUUUUCGUAUUGUCUCACAUAAAAUAUUAUAAUAAUUCAAUCGAAUGCUGUAUUAAUCAGAUUUGCAAAAUGUUACAAUUAUUUUUGAGUAAUAGAAAAAAUGCUUAGUUACAACAGACAAACUGGCCCCAAAUCAUAUUUUCUGAAGAAAGGAAAGAAAGAAAAAAUUUCGAAGAUGGACUACGCAGCAGAGCGCGCAUUGAACAUUAUAAAAAUAUGAGGGAUUCUAAUUCUUUUGAGAUAUAUUCGUGUGUUUCUAAUUGAACUUGAUCUUAAUCCUAUUUUAAAAGAUUUCGUAAAUGUGGAGAAGUACAUGAGACUUGUUGUUAUAUUAAGAUUCUAAAAGAAAGUACUGUUAAAUGUUUAAUGCAUCUUUUAAUAUAUAUGAUUUCUAUAAU
This is a messenger RNA of Erpetoichthys calabaricus (reedfish), 1382 nucleotides long. RefSeq names its product olfactory receptor 4Q2-like. Gene Ontology annotation, biological process: G protein-coupled receptor signaling pathway. Lineage: Eukaryota; Metazoa; Chordata; Cladistia; Polypteriformes; Polypteridae. Bases 84 to 1016 code for a protein of 310 amino acids. Gene Ontology annotation, cellular component: membrane. The record is from RefSeq and is a predicted model, not a curated record. Gene Ontology annotation, molecular function: G protein-coupled receptor activity; olfactory receptor activity. The transcript has a single exon.